GCUGUUAUGGUUGCAUUGGGUUUAACUGGCAUUACUGGCUGUAGACUGUAUUGAUGUCUAUGGACGUACGGUCCUGAUCACCAGGAGAGAUGAGGACAGUGCUUAAGAUUACACUUGUUCUUGCCAAUGUUGGCCUUUGUCUGGGAACAGGUAUGACAAAGGAAGGGUGUGAAUUGGGCUGGACUCAUCACAAACGUUUCUGUUACCAGUUCAACGUUCACCCUGUAGAGUUUAUUACUGCUAGGGAGAUCUGUAGUACAAAAGAUGCCCAGCUAGUCAGCAUAUGGAACUUUGCUGAGGAGGAGUUUGUUCUAGACAAACUCUGGCAGGGAACUGACAAAGCUCACCUGUCAUGGCUUGGCUUCACGUUCGACCCAGAGGGUAAAAAACAGAGGUAUAGCUGGAUCGACGGAUCGCUCUCUGACUAUUUGGAUAAAGAUAUGCCUGAUACUGAUUUACCCUUGUGUGGAACUAUUAAGGGAACUGGAGAACGUCAGUUUUGGGACUGUGAGGAACGCAUGUCCGCAUUCAUAUGCAAAAAAUCACUUCAGAUGGCCUAUGUUGUCAGCGAAGUUUUCAAUACCAGUUACGUCAACAUGUACAGAUCCGAAGAUCCCGAAAGAAUGCUGUUCGAACGUGUUUGGCCACCGAAGCUCGAGGAGGUUCCCAAACAUCUGACACGAAUAGCUACUGCACAGGUGUCGCAGGAAACAGAUUGUGCUAACCGUUGUUUCCACGUGGAUGAUUGUCGUGGGUUUAUGUUGACUUGCUUAUCUGCCUGGAAAUGUAAUCAGUUUUCGUGUGAUCUUUAUCAGCCAGCAAAUAACUAAAUAUGGACCUUUGUGCAAUUCAAUGCUCAACUAUCCGUCCAUCUUAAAUGCGGGGCCGAUGUGACAAAAUGGCGGUUUAUUUUGUCUUGUAAAGUAACAGAAACGAAGUUCGAAUCCGUUAAACUUCUUGCCAAGUAUUUGUUAACUGAUUUUGUUAUAUCUCUUAAUCGAUAAACUAAGACAAAAAUGUGUACUAGCACUCUUCGCUCUGGUAUUUGUUAUUUACAUCUUUGUUCAAGUAAACAUCCUAAUACCGAACCUCUUGUUGUUCCUUACAGAAAUACUCUUGUAUUUAUAACUA
Mizuhopecten yessoensis (Yesso scallop) is the source of this 1131-nucleotide messenger RNA. Its product is annotated as snaclec rhodocetin subunit alpha-like. The transcript has 5 exons. The coding region runs from base 90 to 830 and encodes 246 amino acids. The record is from RefSeq and is a predicted model, not a curated record. Lineage: Eukaryota; Metazoa; Mollusca; Bivalvia; Pectinida; Pectinidae.